AUGAAUGUCAGUGGGGUAACGACGUUUCCUCAUUCAUUCGCCAUCGAAAUCGGCUCCAUUAAAUAUUCAUCGGCAGGUGAAUCGAGUAGGGUUCGUAUGUCGGUGCCGGCGAGCGUGCGGAGGCGUCCGUCGGCGGCGCGCUGCGAUCUCGCGGCGCUCUGGCUGCGUACUGGCCGCGCUACGCUACCCGCGCCGCUUUGUCUACGAGUGUGCUACGCUCCCGGCGCUUGCGUAGCCCCGCCUCGCUCUCGGAUGAAAGGACGGAACAUUACCAGUAUUUGUAACAGUUUGCGUCAAAUUGAUAUAAAUGGAGACGGUUUUAAUAAAGUGUAA
This is a messenger RNA of Spodoptera exigua (beet armyworm), 333 nucleotides long. The record is from the annotation of a GenBank genome assembly. Lineage: Eukaryota; Metazoa; Arthropoda; Insecta; Lepidoptera; Noctuidae.